Messenger RNA from Lactuca saligna, 923 nucleotides. Lineage: Eukaryota; Viridiplantae; Streptophyta; Magnoliopsida; Asterales; Asteraceae. The record is from the annotation of a GenBank genome assembly.
AUGACGACACACGCUUUAGCGACAACACCAAGCGUGUCCGGCAUGAUGUCGCUGUUAAGGCCCACAUCACCGCUAAAGGUGCAUUUGGAAACUAUUGAGAACCUGUCGAGCUCACUUAAAGAUAGGACCAAAAGCGCAUGCUUGUUGGGAAGUUGUACGGCGCUCAGGAUACUUGAAGACGCGAUACACUCAUCUGUGAAAUUUGACACCCUCGUUAGGAAUUUGAUAAGAACUGCUCUCCAUAUAAGAGAAUAUUCCAAGGUGCUGCAACGAAUUGCUAAGAAUACGGAUAUGGCACAUUUAGCCGGAAUGGACGCAAUUACUCUAACAAAACUGAUUCUAGAUGCACAUACCAGAGCUGCGGAGCAUUCAGACGCAUGCGAAGAUCUUUUCAGACGUGUGAAAUUUGUUGGAAAUCUGCUUGUUGAGCUAAGAGUACGUGAUCUCAACGUUUCGGCAAUAAGAAAACCUUUGGUGGACUUAGAGGAGGCCCUCCGCAGGACAUAUCUCCUUGUAGCUAAAAACCAAGAACACAAUUAUGCCUAUAAAUUUGCCUUGGGGUGGAAAAUUAACAGAAAAUUCAAAAAAGCCCUCAAAGAAUUUGACACGAUUAUUAGUAUCAUAACACUGAUUUUUUUUGUAGACUAUAACCGGGCACGUCAGAUCACCAAUGACAAGGAGAUACCAUUACAAGAAGGUUAUUGUGGGGAUAAAGUUGAUGAUGGAGAAGUUAAUCAGAACGUGUCAGGCGAUGAUUUCAAAAGUCCAGUUGACGAUGGAGAAUUGAAUUGUAACGUGUCAGAAGAAGAAGUACGAGAAAGGCGCUAAAGAGACCAUAUUUCUACUGAUUUUCAUGGGCACUUUGUUGGAGUUUUAGAUACAUACUAUUGAAAGGAUUAUAGAGGCUACAUAUGAAUUGUUAU